GAGAACGUAGUGCAUCGACAGAGGCUAUCGACCUUCCCACAGUUACUUGAAAUAACUGUUAAGCUGUUGAAAAUAACUUCGUUCAAGCAAACAGCUCACAGGGCACCCGGUUCUUCGACUCGAUCGCACAUAUUCGCUGGACUAUAUCGCAAAAUUCAAAUAACUAUUUUGUGUUUUAUAAAAUAAAGAAAUAAAAUACUUCAAUAUGUACGUGCUAAUAUUAUUAGCUCAAUGUCUUCUUUGGGAAUUAACAUGUAGUUAUACUACUUACGAUCAGAGGCAAGACGGACCCUGGAAUUUGGAAAUUGACGUAAAAAAUGUGAACAUAUUUGCUUUAAUGAAGGGAAAUAAAGAGGAAUAUGUGGAAUACGAUUACGCUUAUGAUUAUUCGGAGAUGACAAUUAAGCCACCAAAUGGCACGAAACCGAAACCAACAAAUUCUACGACUACAUCAACGGAAAUUCCAUCUGUAAAUACGACAAAUAUGACGACUGAAAACUUUAUUGAUGUAAAAAAAAAUAAUACAGUUGUAGAUGCUGAAGUGAUAAUGACAACUUUGCCUCUAAAAAAUUACACACUAACCGGUGUGGAUGUAUCUCUUGAGGCAAAUAGCACUACCGCUGUUCCUACAACUUUAGCUUUAAAAAAUGAUACUAUAACCAGUGUGGACGCACCUUUCCAGGCAAAUAAAACUGCCGCUGUUACUACUUCAAUAACGAAUUGCAAAAAAGGUUUCGUGCAAAAUAGCAAUGGAAACUGUGAGCUUGAAAUGCAAGGUACCUCAAAUGCGUUACGCAAACUGGUUAAACUAUCACAAAAAUUAAAAUGGAGAAGAGCUAAUCAUCACACUAAAGAAGAAUCUACAUAAUCUGUAUACAAUUACUAUCAUUGUUUAUAGCUAUUCAUUAAAGAUAAUAAAACAAAUUAAGACUUAUGCUGAUAUAGAGAUGGUUAUGUAAUAAAAAACAUGAGUUUUAAAUCUGUAAGGAAUAAUAUAACUCUAAAUAGGAUCACUAUUUAUUAAUAGUUAAUAAAACAGUUUAAUAUUUAUGGUUUAUUAACAUUUGAUUUAUUGUGGUUUAUUAAACCAAUUGACUUAGAA
Molecule: messenger RNA, 1102 nt
Organism: Manduca sexta (tobacco hornworm)
Lineage: Eukaryota; Metazoa; Arthropoda; Insecta; Lepidoptera; Sphingidae
Exons: 3
Coding region: 206-868 (220 amino acids)
Source: RefSeq, a predicted model, not a curated record